AUGGCAGUUCCGGAUACCAUCGUCCCCCCCGGCCUCCCCGACACCUCCUUUUUAUCUUCUCCCCAUUUUCCAGGAAAACAUAGUAAGGUGACGCCGCUCAUCAGCAACGGCGAAGGGACAGAACAGGAGGAAAAGGUUCAGUUUGACCCAGAAAAGCAUAUUCAGUUUACACCUCCUUCAAAGGUGCACUCUAUGAAGGAAUUGGGGUAUGAUGACAAUGCUGGAAUAUCUCCAAUUGGGGUCUCUGAACCGUUCCCGUUGUUCUCGGCCGAAGCCAUUCGCUGUAUGAGGGCGGAAGUGCUGAGCAAGGAGGUAUGGAGUGAGUAUCAGUUUUCGAGCGAUCUCGCCAUGUGCCAACUGCGAGGAUUCGCCCCGAAAUACGCACCAUUUGUGUAUGAUGCAUGGAAAAGCCCCGAGGUGCUGGAGAUCGUGUCAAAUAUUGCAGGCAUAGAUCUUGUUACAGCCAUGGAUUGGGAGAUUGGACACAUAAAUAUCUCCGUCCAAACAGAGGAGGAGAAAAAUAAUGCCCUUGCUGAGGCAGUGAAGGGAGAAGCCGGCACUUAUGACGAUGACAUUGCGCCUAUUGUUGACUGGCACACGGAUAGUUAUCCGUUUGUUUGCGUGACAAUGUUGAGUGACUGUACUGAGAUGAUAGGCGGCGAAACGGCGCUCCGCAGAGGUGAUGGAAAUGUUGUCAAAGUGAGAGGGCCGCAAAUGGGAUGUGCUGUUGUGCUCCAGGGUAGAUAUAUUGAGCACCGAGCCCUGCGUGCUCUGGGUACGACUGAGCGCAUCACCAUGGUUACCUCAUUCCGCCCGCGCUCCCCAAGCUUGCCAGACGAUACUGUAUUGACAACCGUCCGGCCGAUCUCCGAUCUCUCUGAACUGUACUUUCAGUUUAGCGAAUAUAGGCUCGAAAUGCUCGAGGAAAGAAUUAGGCAACAGCUCAAGGCGGCUCGAGAUGCACGAUAUGCUGGUCGGGCAUUCAACACACAGAAACUCAAGGAAUUCCUUGCUGUCCAGGUAGAGUUCCUGGCCCAUAUGAACAAGGAAAUUGUCGACAAUGAUAAGGUACAAAAGGGUAUCACCGACGACAGUCAUCUGCGAUCAGAGGAUCUGAAGGAGCGCUCUAGAAGACGGGCACGAGCUACGGCUCUAUAA
Messenger RNA from Arthroderma uncinatum, 1158 nucleotides. RefSeq lists its product as uncharacterized. The transcript is spliced from 3 exons. Bases 1 to 1158 code for a protein of 385 amino acids. NCBI's taxonomy places the organism in Eukaryota, Fungi, Ascomycota, Eurotiomycetes, Onygenales, Arthrodermataceae. The record is from RefSeq and is a predicted model, not a curated record.